GACCGAAACUGUGUAGUUUUUUUGUUUGCUUGUUUUCUGCUUCCACUCUUCCUUUUUCUCCACAACAUCUCAUCUGCUGAUAUUCAUACAUUCUAAAAAGUAUAUUGUUUCAUUUGCAUGUAAAAAGAAAACCUGAGGUGAGCUUUCCAGGUUGAUCACGAGUGAAAGGCGGGCCUUCUGCCCCUUGCACCGCUUCCUCCUUCGUCGGAGAGAGAAUGGACAAGGGCCGCCGUCUUGUGUCGAAGCCGCUCGGCUCGCCGCAAAAGUACCGGCCAGGUGUCGGGACACCGAAUAAGAAGAAGCGCAACGCGCUGGACGACCCGCUCCUUCUCCUGCCGGAUGUACUGGAUGACGCCACGCGGAGAGAGUUACUGCAGGAGGUGCUGCGUCCGCGACGUGCCUCGCCGUCUUCGGUGGAGCGGCCGGCGGGGAACGCAGGGGCUGUUGGGGUUGGUGGUGGAUGUGGUCCCAACGGUGGUGGUGGUGCCGCCAACCUGGACAAAGAACCUUUUGCGAACCAGCUACGCUCACGGGUGCGAGCGGGAAGCCAGAACAGUGAUGACCUCGUCACCGCCAUGGCUGCACGACUGAAGGAGCUGGAGUCGAAACACAAGGCGUACCAGUCCGAGCUGCAGGAGCUGCACGGCAGGUAUAGGCAGCUGAACGACACCUACCAGCGCGAGCGGCAGUUGCGCGAGGAAGCAGAGACGGCGGUGCUCACGCUCUACAGUGAAAAGGAGUUGCUGGAGCAGCAGCUGGGCGGCUUUGAGAGUGCCACGGGAACGCCGAGGGCAGGGAAAGGCGCUGGCGACUCGCCGUCGAAGGAUCGGCGCGCCAGUCAAGAAGGCGCUCCGUCGACACCUUCCAAGACCAGCCCGAAAAAAGAAAAGUUCGAUCUGUUUAGCGGGGACUUCAAUGAAAAUGACGGCGAAAAGGCCGCCCCAACCCACUUCACCAACACCGCACGGCCCGGAACACUUCUCUUCAGCCCUCAAAAGACACGGGUGGGUGAAAAUGCUAAACAAGCUCCGCCACCGUCACACGUGUCGCAGCAAGCGCCGGCACACAGGGAUCAGCGACACUCUGCAGCGACGGUGGAUAUGGCCAUGCUGACGAAAAAUGCACGCAUUCUCUCCGACUACGUUGGGUGGAAAGGUGUGGUGCGGCACGGCAACCAGGCCGGCAUCCGCGAGCGCGACGUGGUGCGGGUGGUCAUCUACAAGAACGGCAUCUGCGUGAAUCGCGGUCCCUUCCGCCCGUACGGAUGGGCCCUUUGCGACGCCUUCUUAGACGACCUCAUGGAGGGCUACUAUCCUUACGAGUUUAAAGAGAAGUACCCAGAUGGCUUCCCAAUCGAAAUCACCGAUUGCAGCACGGAGACGUGCGUGGUGGACGAGCAUGGCUCUCCUCAUGCGAAGGCUGGAGGAAGAAGCACCGCCGCAGGUGAAGGCCGCUCGGCGUCUUCCUCCCCCUCACCUGUCUUCCCGUCGGAAGGUGGUCGACGUCUGGGCGGCGCGCCACUGGAAGCCGGCAAGCCGCGACCCGUGCACACGCUGCAAGACUGCAAGGACGGCGUCGGCUACAACCCGGUUAGCGCAGCGGAGUUUCUCAGCAAAGUGCCCGCGCAGAGAGUCACCGCCAGCGGUCAGCUCGUGCCGGUGCGUAGCGAAAUGGCGGCACUGAUGGGGCUGAAGGACGGCGCCACGGCGAAGGCGUCUGGGAGUCCGGCCGCCAGCAACGGCCCCUCGAACACGGUGAAGCGCAUGGCUGCUGCGGAAGCGGCGAGUCGUCGUGCCAAAAUACACCCGCCGCCACCGCCAUCGCCACAGCAGCAGCCUGAUUCUCCCUCCAAGCGCGCCGUCGACGGCAAAGCAGCCAGCACGCGUUCUCGCAGCAGCUCGGUGGUCGAGGGCAGCUUCCUCGCCAUUUGUGUUCGCCUGCCGACGGGGCAGAAAGUCACGUUGGACGCGGCUCUGAAGGACACGGUUGCGACGCUGCGAGAGAAGUUCAUUGCGGCCGCACCGCAGUUUGCGCGCACGUCAUAUGAACUGUACCAGGCUUUUCCGGUGAAGUGUGAGUGGAAGGAGCGCAAUCGGACGUUGGCGAGUCUUGGAAUACGAAGGAGCUGCACUCUCAUGGUGAAGCUCAAGUAGCAUUGCUUUUCAUCUUUCUUUGUACCUCUGCUCCUUCUGUUUUCCUGUGCCGGUGAGUCUCUUCAGCAUGUACAGUAUUUGAUGGCUUUAAUGUCAGCUCAUUAAGCAUACGUUUUGAUUUAGUUAUUUAGUUACCCAUUGGUUUACGU
Messenger RNA from Leptomonas pyrrhocoris, 2302 nucleotides. RefSeq lists its product as hypothetical. Gene Ontology annotation, molecular function: ubiquitin binding. Lineage: Eukaryota; Euglenozoa; Kinetoplastea; Trypanosomatida; Trypanosomatidae. The record is from RefSeq and is a predicted model, not a curated record. The transcript has a single exon. Gene Ontology annotation, biological process: proteasome-mediated ubiquitin-dependent protein catabolic process. Bases 216 to 2153 code for a protein of 645 amino acids.